AUGACGCAGUCCACCUCCAAGCCGAUGCACCCGGACGACGCCAAGGAGCCGCUCCUCAUGGAGAACAAGCAGCGGUUCGUGCUCUUCCCGAUCAAGCAUCCGCAGGUGUGGGAGAUGUACAAGAAGGCGGAGGCCUCCUUCUGGACGGCCGAGGAGAUCGACCUCGCGCACGACCAGAACGACUGGAACAACAUGACGGCCGACGAGCGGCACUUUGUCUCGCACGUCCUCGCCUUCUUCGCCGCGUCGGACGGGAUCGUGAACGAGAACCUGGUGGAGCGCUUCGCGUCCGAGGUUCAGAUCCCCGAGGCGCGCUGCUUCUACGGCUUCCAGAUCGCCAUGGAGAACAUCCACUCCGAGACCCUGCUCAUCGACCAGUACAUCAAGGACCCCACCGAGAAGGCCAUGCUCUUCAACGCCAUCGAGACCGCCAACUGGGCCGUCCGCUGGAUCUCCGAGUCCAAGUGCUUCGCCGAGCGCCUCAUCGCCUUCGCGGUGGUGGAGGGCAUCUUCUUCUCCGGCUCCUUCUGCUCCAUCUUUUGGCUCAAGAAGCGCGGGCUGAUGCCCGGCCUCACCUUCUCGAACGAGCUCAUCUCGCGCGACGAGGCGCGGCACUCACCCCCCCCCCCCCCACCCACACACACACACACCACCACCACCACCAACACACACACACACACCACCACCACACACACACACACACACACACACACCCACCACCACACACACACACACACACACACACACACACACACACACAGCCAACCCCCUAGGCCCCCAGGCACGCCCACCCCACCGCCCCUCUGCCGCCGCCAGGGGAUGCACUGCGACUUUGCCUGCCUGCUCUACUCGAUGCUCGAGCAGAAGCUGCCGCAGGAGACGGUGCAGGGCAUCGUGAGCGACGCGGUGGCGCACGAGAAGGAGUUCGUGACAGACGCGCUGCCCGUCGCCCUCAUCGGGAUGAACGCGGGCAUGAUGUCUCAGUACAUCGAGUUUGUCGCAGACCGGCUGCUCGUCGCCCUCGGCUGCGACAAGAUGUACAACGUGAGCAACCCGUUCGACUGGAUGGAGCUCAUCUCGCUGCAGGGCAAGACAAACUUCUUCGAGAAGCGCGUCGGCGAGUACCAAAAGUCGGGCGUGAUGGACUCGCUCAAGGAGGACUCGGCCGCCAACGCCUGCUUCUCCGUCGAGGCCGACUUCUAACCGCUGCGGCGCGGCGAGGCCGCCCGCCGUCGCUAGCCUCCACGGUGGCGGCGCGGCCUCCGCUUACGUGUCGCGACCGCAGCCCUAACGCGGGGGGGCGGGGGCGGCUGCGGGCUGCUGCCCCGCCCUCUUCCCGCGCGCGCUAUCCGAACCGCCGCCGCCGCCUCGAGACCCCCCCACUGCUUGGGGCGUGGGGGCCGAGGCGGUGCGCGCUCCGUGGGACACGGCCCACUCUGGCAUGAGAGGAGGGGGCAUCACCUCCGUACGGCAUGCGAACAUGUGCCGCGAGGGCAUUAUAUACAACUCUUUUGUGUCGUCUGUCUUGUGCGGCGAGGCGCUGUGACCCUGACUGCGUGCAAGCCUCGCCGCGGCCCACGCGCCGUAGCUCGUCCUGACUCUGUAAGACUAAAUUAUUCCG
Messenger RNA from Emiliania huxleyi CCMP1516, 1621 nucleotides. RefSeq lists its product as hypothetical. Gene Ontology annotation, molecular function: oxidoreductase activity. The transcript is spliced from 4 exons. The coding region runs from base 1 to 1203 and encodes 400 amino acids. Gene Ontology annotation, biological process: deoxyribonucleotide biosynthetic process. The record is from RefSeq and is a predicted model, not a curated record. NCBI's taxonomy places the organism in Eukaryota, Haptophyta, Isochrysidales, Noelaerhabdaceae.